Molecule: messenger RNA, 4500 nt
Organism: Salmo salar (Atlantic salmon)
Lineage: Eukaryota; Metazoa; Chordata; Actinopteri; Salmoniformes; Salmonidae
Source: RefSeq, a predicted model, not a curated record
CACAACAACAGCGGAGGCGUACGGACGAGCCGGCUGGGCGUAAAAACCUGACGAUCCGGCUGAGGACUGACGUGGGAUGGGCGCCUUCCGAGCCAACCGUGGUAAGAAACCUCUCGAGGCAGCUAGGGCGUGACAGCCCGGCGAGCUGGCUUACAUCCCCGGUUCCAUCGGUGGCGGGCCCCACGACGUCACCACCAACCGGAAAGCAAGCACUCCCCGAUGCUUCGUUUGGUGGCUUCAACAUUCUGUAAGGACCGACGCUGGAGAUGAGAAGCAGAUACGGGGAGUUGAACGUUUAAUUGGAACAGACAGGUAACAGGACAGGAACAGCGUCAGCGCACGGGUAUACAGUGACAUACGAAGUGAAUGCUGACGCGGGGAAAAGACAGACAGAGGGGAGGGAAUGACAGAGGUGAUUGAGUCCAGGAUGGCUGUUAUUGAUGCAGUGCUGGAUCGUCUGCUAGAUGGACUCCUGUCUCUGGGUCGUCUCCUGUCUCCUCUCUACUCCCUCUUUGUUCUCCUCCAGCUCUCUGCUCUGGUUGUCCUCCUCCUCCUGUCCCUUCGUGUUGUCUGUCUGCUGUGGAGCCAUGCUCAGUUUACCAGACGUCUCCAGUGCUUCAGUAAGCCCCCCACACAAAACUGGCUAAUGGGACACCUGGGAGAGAUGCGGAGCACGGAGGAGGGUCUGCAGGCGGUGGAUCAGAUGGUAAGAACCUACAGCCACUCCUGCUCCUGGUUCCUGGGCCCCUUCUACUCCCUGGUACGACUCUUCCACCCUGACUACAUCAAGCCUCUGCUGCUGGCACCAGCUUCCAUCACAGUCAAAGAUGAGCUGUUCUAUGGGUUCCUGAGACCAUGGCUGGGACAGAGUCUUCUCCUGAGUAACGGAGAGGACUGGUCUCGUCGUAGACGUCUACUCACUCCUGCAUUCCACUUCGACAUCCUCAAGAACUAUGUGAAGAUCUUCAACCACUCCUCUGACAUCAUGCAUUUUAAGUGGCGCCGCCUGGUGGCCGAGGGAGAGAGCCGCCAGGACAUGUUCAGUCACAUCAGCCUGAUGACUCUGGACAGUCUGCUCAGAUGUACCUUCAGCUACAACAGCAACUGCCAGGAGAGUUCCAGUGAGUACAUAGCAGCCAUUUUUGAGCUGAGCACCUUGGUGAUAGAGCGGAGAGGACGUAUCCUGCAUCACUGGGACUGGCUGUACUGGAUGUCCCCAGAGGGACAGCGCUUCAAACAGGCCUGCAAUGUAGUACACAGGUUCACCAGGACUGUUGUCCAGGAGCGCAGAGCACAGCUUCUCCACCAGGGGGAGCCAGAGAGCCACACUGACACCACAGGGGGGGAGGAGAAGAGGAAAAGAGUAGCAGACUUCAUUGAUUUGUUACUGCUGUCAAAGGAUGAGGAGGGCCAUGGUCUCACAGAUGAGGAGAUAAAAGCAGAGGCAGACACUUUCAUGUUUGGAGGUCAUGACACCACGGCCAGCGGGAUCAGCUGGGUUCUGUAUAACCUGUCUCAGCAUCAGGACUACCAGGACCGCUGUAGAGCCGAGGUCAACGACCUGCUACAAGACCGAGAGACAGAGGACUUAGACUGGGAGGACUUGAGCAGCCUCCCCUUCACCACCAUGUGUAUCAAAGAGUCUCUGAGACUGCACUCCCCCGUGUCUGCUGUCACCAGACAAUAUACUAAGGACAUCACGGUGCCAGGGGGACGGGUCAUACCACAGGGUAGCAUCUGUCUGGUGAGCAUCUAUGGGACCCAUCACAACCCUGAGAUCUGGCCUGACCCAGAUGUCUACAACCCCAUGCGCUUUGACCCUGAGAACUCAAAGGACCGUUCAUCCCAUGCCUUCAUACCCUUCUCUUCAGGACCUAGGAACUGUAUAGGUCAGAAGUUUGCCAUGGCGGAGCUGCGUGUGGUGGUGGCGCUGACCUUGAGGAGGUUCCGUUUGACCCCUGGGGGGGUGGAGGUGAGGAGGCUACCCCAGCUGGUGCUCAGGGCCGAGGGGGGGCUGUGGCUGACGCUGGAGACCCUGGACACCCCCCAGGACUAACCCCUGACCUCCAUGUCUCCUCUAUGGAUCAGACAUAGAGAAACUGUUUAUGAUUUUACUGUAUAAACAUACACUGAGUAUACGAAACGUUAAGAACACCUUAAAACUGUAAAAUACAUAGGCCUAAAGCCGACAAAUAAAACAGUGAAAUAUCCUGAUGAAAAUGCAGGUUCUCAUGAAUCUCUCUACUCAGCCUCCCUUUCUAUCUGUCUAGACUUGAGCUAUGACUCAACGUUAUCAGGGCAGAGAAACCACAUACAUGCUCAUUGCUCUCUCAGAUGGACCGGUACUUGUUGUUUCUCACACGUGUAUCAGGUUGUGAACUCUGAAAACAACGUUUCCACUCCGGGAAGGAGAACGGUAAAUGACUGUAAUACAUGCAUUAACAGAAAUGAAUGGAACCAAAUGACAGGAUGAACGGUACAUCUACUAUACCUACUGGUUACAUAUAUAAUGGAGAAUUGAACAAAACAAACAAUCGAAGAGCAAACAAUUCACAACAAUGAAAGUGCAAGAAUUGUCAGGAGACAGCAGGGAGAACAUUCUGGAGAGAGACCCCCAUAUUUUCGCCACACACCCCUCCCCUUCUUGUUGCAACGUUUUAAAUUAGUCUCCAGACACAUUAUUUAAACACAUUUUAGAUGUUUUUCACUGACAGCCACAACUCAAUAAUCAACCAGGCCUAAUGCCAUGCGCGCUGCUCAAAUUGCUGGUUUCCCAAAUAGGAAUAGCUAUUUAAUAUUUAAGAACACAUUUUUAUUUUCAAUGACAGCCUACCUAGGAACAUUGGGUUAAACUGCCUUGUUCAGGGGCCGAACAACAGAUUUUUACCUUGUCAGUUACGGGGAUUUGAUCUAGCAACUUUUCAGUUACUGGCCAAACACUCUAACCACUAGGCUACCUGCUGGUUACUGGCCCAACCCUCUAACCACUAGGCUACCUGCUGGUUACUGGCCCAAUGCUCUAACCACUAGGCUACCUGCUGGUUACUGGUUACUGGUCCAACGCUCUAACCACUAGGCUACCUGCUGGUUACUGGCCCAACGCUCUAACCACUAGGCUACCUGCUGGUUACUGGUCCAACGCUCUAACCACUAGGCUACCUGCUGGUUACUGGCCCAACGCUCUAACCACUAGGCUACCUGCCGCUUAUGAUGCUAAGUUAAGCUCUCUGGUAAAGUAUUUUGAAUUAUUUUAUUUAGACAGGAGUAAUUCUAUAAUGUUGGCAAAACAUAAAUUACUUUAGCGGAAGCCAGCAUCUGAACAGUGCACUGUGCACCAACUAACUUUCCUUUCUAAUUCGCAAGUGGCUGAAACCAGAGAAUAAAUAUAUAUAUAAUGACGAGAUGCUGAUGUCUCUGUCCUAACAAUGUGAGUUGUCCCAAAGGCGGGAAUGCAGGCUACAAGCUUAGGUCUACAUAUCAUACCCAUAGAAAUGCAUUGGGUUAAUUCAGGAUAUAUUUUGGCGAGAGUGAGCCCUCUCGCUUCGCCUAAUCCUCUAUGCUGAAACUAGCGAGAGAAACAGCGCCCCUCUGUUUCCUUAGGGGGAGACCAUGUAUCUGAUGCUAUCUGUCAGGAAAAAGUACUACAUGCCAUACUCCUUUUGUCCAGACAGCAUCACGUACCGAGACAGAUGGACGCUUUUUCGCUCGCUCGAAUGCUUUAUCUGAGAUUGAUGCGUCUUUUUGUCGGCGCGCGUCUUGGUCAAAUAAAUGGUCAAUAUUUCUAUAUUUUAUUUGGACGGGCAAGGAGGUAGGUAGGGCGGGCCAGCCCCCCCUAGGUCCUGCCCAUAAUGCCUACCCUGUUAGAGGUGCACCGGUUUGUGUCAAGAACUGCAACGCUGCUGGGGUUCUCAUGCUCAACAGUUUCCUGUGUGUAUCAAGAAUGGUCCACCACCCAAAGGACAUCCAGCCAAUUUGAGAACAACUGAGGGAAGCAUAGGGUGGUACUGUAGGUAGCCUAGUGCUUAAGAGCGUUGGGCCAGUAACUGAAAGGUCACUGGUUUGAAUCCCCUAGGAGACUAGGGGAACAAAUCUGUCGAGGCACUUAACUCAAGUCGCUCUGGAUAAGAGUGUCUGCAAAAGUGUAAAAUGGGCCAGCAUCCCUGUGGAACCCUUUCGACACUUUGUAGAGUCCAUGCCCUGACAAUUUGAUGCUGUUCUGAGGGCAAAAGGGUGCAACUCAAUAUCAGGAUGGUGUUCCUAAUGUUUUGUCCGCUCAGUGUACGUCAGCUGAAACAUGUAUUAGAACAUAAAUAAAUAUAGAAACAUUUCAAUGAACAGUGAAUGUAGGUCGGCCUACUGAAUGUAUUAGAACAUAAAUUAAGUACUUUUCAUCUGAAUUGUUCAUGUGAUUUUUUUAAGCUAUUUUCUUGCAGUGUGAGCGCAUUGUUAUUUUGAGAUUGAAUAAACAUAGCCUUGAUGAGUACUGUGCUAGCAUGUGAA